AUGGAGGCCCUGCUCGCCGUCAACAGCGUCGAUUCCGGCGUUUCUGUUGGACCCAGCCAGCUUGGCGGGCUUGGACUAUUUGUAAACAAGGACAUAGAUGGCGAGAUUCUCAGAAUUGGCCGUGAGCACACCUACAGCAUCUACACCUGUUUGGAACUCAGUAAGAAAAUAAAGGACCAGACAGAGCCCCCGGUGAUUAAGUCGCUUUUGGGCUUCUACUGCAACGGCCCGCCUAACGAGACGAGAAUUCUGAUUUGCUACAUGAUUGGAUUCGAGGUUCUUCGCCGGUUGGGCAAGCUGGAGGGAUACAAAAAGCUCCAACAGUACUUGAAUGUUUUACUGCGCACGGAAAUCGGUAAUUUAUGGCAGGACGAGGAGCCUCUUCUUGAAAGUUAUUAUGAGUUGGAGCCGGGAAACUCGUUGGUGAACGCCACGUUGCUGGAGAAACAGAGCGGCGAGGUUAGCGAAUUGUCGAGGUACAUCUCCGAGACGUGGAGGGUGACUUUUGAAGAGCACGCGAUCCAGCAGCUCGUAGCUGCGGUCCGUUCGCGGACGCUGGAAGUCCCCAGAAAAGUCAGCGACGACGACGACUUCUCUGUCGAUGUUACGCUGGUGCCGCUUCUGGACUUUGCCAACCACGACAACUCCAAACAGAAUGCGUAUUUUGAUCUCGAUCCAAAAACAGACGAGAUCGUCCUAAUUGCCAAACGGCCGCUCUCUGGCGGCUCAGAAGUGCUCAUCAGCUACACGCCAGUUGAGGAGAUGACACGGAUGUUUAUCACGUACGGUUUCUAUCCUCGCUCGGACGGUCUGAAGGUGGUGGACGUGCCGUUUUGGGGAUACCACCACUUCGACCGGUCUGAGGAGCUGGCCCAGUACGUUUUCCAGCAGCGGCAGCCGACGAACCUGCAAUUUGUGCUGGAGUAUGCAGAUGGCCAGCUGGUGGACCUUUUCCUGAAUAUGGCGUCGAACUACAGCUUUGCAGGACUCAUUGGCCCCGACGACGUGCCGACCGUGAUGGAAAACGCAUCCGAGGAACAGAUCGACGGGGCGCUCAGCACAUUGCUGGAACUGGUCGAGUCGUACUUCGCGGAGCGUGUCGAGCGAGCACAGGAGUUUGCCAAAUUCUGCGACGACUACGAGGCAGAAAAUGGCACCAAAAAUAUCAGGCAGCUGGUGCAGUUCCACCUGGAACUGUACAACAAAUAUCUCGACAAGAUGCGACAGAUAGCGCCCCGAGCGGGCUCUGAAUCACUAUACGACCUGGUAAUGGUCGACGGAGAUGACUGGGUCGAGCACCGUCUACCUCCAGUGUACAAUUUUCUUACCAGGGAGCUGGCACGGCAUUAA
Molecule: messenger RNA, 1350 nt
Organism: Ogataea haglerorum
Lineage: Eukaryota; Fungi; Ascomycota; Pichiomycetes; Pichiales; Pichiaceae
Exons: 1
Coding region: 1-1350 (449 amino acids)
Biological process (GO): peptidyl-lysine monomethylation
Molecular function (GO): protein-lysine N-methyltransferase activity; protein binding
Source: RefSeq, a predicted model, not a curated record